ACCCCAAACAGCAUUGCAAAUUUCCCAUAUUUAAAGAAUGUGCAAGCAAGCUUUUGUUAUCGUUUCAUGGCUUCGGCAACACGGCAUGAAUAAGCACACCCGGCACGGCUUUUCACCACCACACCCAAUGCCAUACUAUCGAUGACAAAUUAACCAAACAAGAUAAGAUAAUGCACUGUUCCGAUAAGAAAUCGGAGAACUCAUGCAUCAGGUUCACAGUAUGAAAGGGGUGAAAAGUAUGCUACGUCCAAGUUGGAAUACGAGGUCCAACUGCUGGAAGUAUUAGUAUUGGUUUGUUCGCACAGGAGAAACAAUGAAAAUACCUAGUAGCAUACUAAUGUUACUGCUGAUUGUUGGUACGGGAGCGCAAGAAAUUUACGAAGAUGGAUUAUCCAUUUGUGACAAGUGCACCUGCGUGAUCGCGAAUAAAACGUCCACCGUACUGAGUUACGACUUGCUCGACUGUUCGCGAAAAAAUCUAGUGAACAUGAUCGACAUCUGGCCGGAAAGAUUCGUCACGACCGAUCCAGAUCGGGAGAUUGUCAUGUCGUUGUCCGGCAAUAACAUUACCAAGCUACAGCAGCUGCCUGCCACCAACACGACGCUGGUGUUUAGCUGUCGACAUUGCAAUUUGGAAAGUUUAGCCGGUGGUCUGUUUAUAGAUACGGCCAAUAUUUUGCGCGUCGAUCUCAGCUUUAACCAGCUGUCCGGUGAUUCACUCAGUAGCGAUGUGUUCCGGGGACAGUACAGCGAAGCAGGCAGCAGCAAACCAUUGCUGUUGGACGAGCUGGAUCUGGCAUCGAACGCGAUAACACAACUCCAGGAUAAUGCAUUUGAGCAUAUCUUUAGCUUGCGCCAUCUGUCGCUCGCUCGGAACCCGCUCAGGCAGCUAACGGACAGUACGGCAAGGGCGUUAGCGCAGCUGGUUAAUUUGGAACACCUCGAUUUAUCGCACAGCAAACUAACUGAUAUUGAUGAAACGGUGUUUGCUGAAAUGCACGCACUCAGGGAACUCUACAUCCAAGGAAACCUUUUUACGACGAUACCCCAGGCAGUGUAUCAGUUGGUAUCGUUACAUUUUCUACACCUUGCUGAAAACCCUAUUGAAGUGCUUAACUUUGCUCAACCACUAGAACAAUUGGUUCUGUUGAACGUAAGCAGUAUGUCAGUAAUGCAUACCGUCGAGAUUGAGUCUUUUCAAAACGUGAAACUACUCAAAACAUUGAUAGGACGUAACAAUACGGCGCUGGAAGUGUUUGACUUGACAGUACUGCAACACAUAUCCUCCCUGAAAGAGUUGGAUCUAUCACAAUCAAAUCUUAAACACCUACGAACACCGGUUGAAAAUGGUGCUACCGAAGAGCACGAGGACGAGAGUGCAUAUAAGAAUGCACUGGAUGUACUAUUGCUGAGCGAUAAUCCAUGGCACUGUGACUGUCCCCUCCAGCGAGUACUGAAAUACGUACAUUUUUCCAACGAAUUAGACGAUGAUGAAGACGAUGAAACGCGUUGCGAAACACCGCACAUGCUAACAUCGCUACACCUGUCGCAUCUAAUCCACAUCGAGGUGUGCGAUCAGCCAGUACACGAUGGACCAAACAAUCCGGUCUACGAGAAACCCGCCUUUCUACGACCAGGAGCCAUCUUCCUGUCGCUACUGUCGGUAGGCAUCGUGGUCGGACUGGGCAUCAUUAUAGGACUAGUAAUUGUGUGUCUUAAACGAAGGCUCAAAACCCAACGGUUGGGAUUUACAUCUCCGGUUCGCUAUACAUCGGUAAGGGACAGCACAACGUCUGCUGUUUAUCAAACCUGACCUGCCGUAGGAUGAACAAGAUGAGUUUUCUGUAAAAUAACAGCAGUAGUAAAUUUUUUAACCAAUUGUAUAAUAA
Messenger RNA from Anopheles funestus (African malaria mosquito), 1889 nucleotides. Its product is annotated as carboxypeptidase N subunit 2-like. Lineage: Eukaryota; Metazoa; Arthropoda; Insecta; Diptera; Culicidae. The transcript is spliced from 4 exons. The record is from RefSeq and is a predicted model, not a curated record. Gene Ontology annotation, cellular component: extracellular matrix. Bases 314 to 1813 code for a protein of 499 amino acids. Gene Ontology annotation, molecular function: protein binding.